CUCGAGCGCGGGGACCGUGCGCACGGAGGGACUGGACCCCACCGUGGAGGAUGUAGGGGCAUCAGGGGCUCACGAUGGAGUGCACCUGGAAGACUGUACUGCUGCUGGUUUGUACAUCCCUUGCGGUCCAGUACACAGCCAUCCGCUCCCUGAGGGACUCAGUGGGCAGACCAUGCCAUGUUCCUGGCCACUGUCACCGCCGGCAGACCAAACAGGAUGGAUGGAGACCCCUGUGUGAAGAAAGCCCCCUGUCAGAGAGGACCCCUCGUUCCCCUCCCCAGAAGCACAUCCUCCUCUUUGCCACCACCCGCAGUGGCUCCUCCUUCACGGGACAGCUCUUCAACCAGCACCCCGGCAUCUUCUACAUUUUUGAGCCCCUCUACCAUGUCCAGCAGGCCUUCGCCAACUCCAGCAGCCGCCUGCGACACGGCCCAGAACGCCGAGCACUGUUGGGGGCCUAUCGCGACCUGCUGCUCAACCUAUACAGCUGUGACAUGCACUUUCUGGAGAGCUACAUCCGACCGGAGCCCCAAGACCACCUGACAAACACUUUCUUUCGACGGGCCUCCAGCAAUGCCUUGUGCUCACCCCCGGUUUGCCCUGAGGCCAUCAGGGCACCCGGAGAGCCCAAUGAGGCUUCGUGUCCCAAGCGAUGCCAGACUCUGAACCUCACCCUGGCCUCACAGGAGUGCCUGGCUCGGGGACAUGUGGCCAUCAAAACCGUGCGUGUCCCCGAGGUUGGAGAUCUGCGGACCCUGUCCGAAGACCCUCGGCUGCGCCUGCGGAUUGUGCACCUGGUGCGUGACCCCCGGGGCAUCCUGGCCUCCCGCAUGGGUGCCUUUGCCGAACAGUUCCGAGCCUGGAAGGUUUGGAACGCCACAGGGCGGCGGCCACGCUACGUGGACCUGGCGCAGAUCACUCGUACGUGCCAGGACUUGGCGGGCUCGGCUUGGACGGGUCUCCAGCAACCCACGUGGCUGAAGGGAAAGUACCUGCUGGUGCGCUACGAGGACCUGGCCUACAGCCCUGAGGAGAAAGCCAAGGAGAUCUAUCGCUUUGUCGGCUUGGAGAUGGACGAAAAGGUACGUUCGUGGAUUUCACGCAACACCAAUCACAACGCCUCACCUGCAGAGAGGAACUACAAGUUCUCGACCACACGGGACUCCAGAACCACGGCGGAGAGCUGGAGGCUCCACCUGGCCUUUGACAUCGUUGGUGCCGUACAGAGACUGUGCAACAACACAUUGUCCUUAUUGGGCUACAAGCUGGUUCACUCGGUCACGGACCUAAGGAACAUGUCCUACAGCUUGGUGGAGCCAAGAAGCUUCCUACCUUUCCUAUGA
Molecule: messenger RNA, 1343 nt
Organism: Scleropages formosus (Asian bonytongue)
Lineage: Eukaryota; Metazoa; Chordata; Actinopteri; Osteoglossiformes; Osteoglossidae
Product: carbohydrate sulfotransferase 1
Exons: 3
Coding region: 75-1343 (422 amino acids)
Biological process (GO): sulfur compound metabolic process; N-acetylglucosamine metabolic process
Molecular function (GO): N-acetylglucosamine 6-O-sulfotransferase activity
Source: RefSeq, a predicted model, not a curated record